This is a messenger RNA of Fusarium coffeatum, 594 nucleotides long. RefSeq lists its product as uncharacterized. NCBI's taxonomy places the organism in Eukaryota, Fungi, Ascomycota, Sordariomycetes, Hypocreales, Nectriaceae. Bases 1 to 594 code for a protein of 197 amino acids. The transcript has a single exon. The record is from RefSeq and is a predicted model, not a curated record.
AUGACUAUCUUCAAACUUACUGCUCUCUUGGCUUUGAGUGCGUCGCAUGUAGUGGCGCAAACUCCAACCCCAACCUCUUCUCCGACUACUACGAGCUUGACUCGCCCAUCCCUAACAAUACCGGCAUGCUGGUCCCUCAAAGACUCCCUCCCCAUCACGGGCGCACCAGCACCACCCAUGGACAUGUCAGAACUAGGUGUAUCAUUCGCCCUCGGAAGUCUCUACAACACCGCUGAUCCAUGCCAACUUCCUGCCAUCACCGGAUCGUCAGCCGAGGAAUUUUCGGAGUGGGCUUCGGAAUGGACAAGCUGGCAGGCUCAACAUGUCUCCGAAUACCGGAUCUUGUGGGAAUCUUGUAGUGAUGAGCCGUAUAUCACUGAUCUUGUUCCUGUCGGACCUGACGCGUGUAGUACUCUCAGAGCCAAGAUUACAGGGACUGCUUCUGCGGGCGAUAGCGGCGACAAGGACAAGAAGGACGAUGAGAAAAAAGAUGACGACGCGCCUGAGAAGGUUGAGAGCUCUUCAGCCUCUCGUGUGAUGGUAUCGGUACUUGCUGCUCUGGUUUUCGUUGGCGUACUAGGUGCUGCAGUAUGA